Molecule: messenger RNA, 1412 nt
Organism: Hemiscyllium ocellatum (epaulette shark)
Lineage: Eukaryota; Metazoa; Chordata; Chondrichthyes; Orectolobiformes; Hemiscylliidae
Gene: dlx5a
Product: distal-less homeobox 5a
Exons: 3
Coding region: 247-1080 (277 amino acids)
Biological process (GO): regulation of transcription by RNA polymerase II; cell differentiation; anatomical structure formation involved in morphogenesis
Molecular function (GO): RNA polymerase II cis-regulatory region sequence-specific DNA binding; DNA-binding transcription factor activity, RNA polymerase II-specific
Source: RefSeq, a predicted model, not a curated record
AAUAGCGCAAUUAGGGACUUAACCAAGAGUUAGCUGAGCUACAACCACAGUCUGCCGGCGCCUGCAGCACAUACAGCUAUGUCUACAUAGACUCCUGCAGCACACACACACACACACAGCCAUGUCCAUGUAGACUCCUGCAGCACACACACAUACACACAAACAUGUCCACAUAGACUUCUACUGCACAACACACACACACACCGACCGACCGACCGCCAUCACCUCCUCCAGCAACCCCGGGCUAUGACUGGAGUAUUCGAUCGCAAGGUGACUAACAUCCGGACAGAGCUGCAGUCCACUUUUCAGCACAGCAUGCACCAUCCGUCGCAGGAAUCGCCGACUCUCCCGGAGUCAACGGCCACCGACACGGGUUACUACAGCUCGGCCGGCUCCCACCACGGCUACUGCUCACCUUCGGCUUACGGCAAAGUGCUGAACCCUUACCAGUACCAGUACCACGGAGUGAACGCGUCUGCCGCCAAUUACCCCGCCAAGUCUUACCACGAAUACAGUUACCCCGGGCAUUACCACCAAUACGGACCGUACAGCAGGGCACAGGCACCAUGCAGCCAGCCUGAGAAAGAACUUGUCGAGCCCGAAGUGCGGAUGAUAAACGGCAAACCGAAAAAGGUUCGCAAACCGCGCACAAUCUACUCGAGUUUCCAGCUCGCAGCUUUACAGAGGCGCUUCCAAAAGACCCAGUACCUGGCGCUGCCUGAGAGAGCCGAACUGGCCGCCUCGCUGGGACUCACCCAGACCCAGGUUAAAAUAUGGUUCCAGAACCGAAGGUCGAAGAUUAAGAAAAUCAUCAAGAAUGGGGAGAUUCCUCCUGAGCACAGCCCCAGUUCCAGUGACCCUAUGGCCUGCAAUUCUCCUCAGUCCCCUGCCGUUUGGGACACUCACAAUUCCUCAAGGGUUGUCCACAGUCAUCAAACCCCCAGCCACAACCCACCCACUACAAGCUACCUGGAGAACGCCAGCUCCUGGUAUUCCAAUCCCACUUCCAUCAAUUCCCAUCUGCAGUCGACAAGCUCAUUACAUCACCCAUUAGCUUUGGGAUCCGGGACUAUUUAUUAAUCUGAAAUACAUUGCAAAGUGGAUUGAGUAGGACCAAUAAACAGUGAAGAUAUGCAAAGAAAAGCACGCUUUGUUCAGUCGGAAUCAAGGGAAGCCAAACUGUCUGGUUCUGGUGCAUGUGACUUUCCACAUUUCAAAGAGGAAAAUGGACUACUUUUCCAAAGGACGUCAGGACCGACUUGGACAUGUCAAAGGUGCCUCUCUUUAAUCGGCUAUGACCGCUAACCUGGCGGGACUUUUCAGUAACAUGUAUCACUGUACAUAGGUGUAGAUAGUUGAAUUGAACUGUAUAUUCUGUUUAAAUAAACUUAUUGACACUUCGGAAAAACCUC